CUAACCUAGAUUUUAAACGUCAAUGAAAGUUACAAAAUACAAAACAAAUCAAAACAAUAAAUAAUAAAUAGGUUUGCUUAGAAGAAAUUUGAUCCUAGAACUAUGUCUCUUUUCAGAAAACCUAAAAAGUCGAUUCAACGAAGAGUAUUCACAGAAAACUACGAGGAAGAUGAAGACGAGACACCCAUGGACGUUCAGGAAUCGGCUCCGGUGGGAAAAAAGCCAAAAAAGAAAGAUAAAUCCUCCAAAAAACCGCAAACUCUCUUGAGUUUCGAUGACGAGGAAGAAGGAGAAAUGUUCCAAGUUAAAAAAUCGUCGCACAGCAAAAAAGUUUUACGUAUGUUUGAAAAAGAAAAGAAAAAGAAGGAAGUUAAACCUGAAAAAGAGGAACCGAAACCUAAGGAUAAAACUGAAAUUGUAACGGAUGAUUUUGUGUUGGUGGUUAAUUCCAGUCAUAAAAAGCCAUUGACGCCUCCACCACCUGUGAUUCUGAGUGGUAGAGAUGCUCUUUGUGCAGGUAAAGAUGAUCUAACAUCAGAAGAAGAUGAAGGAGAAGAAGAUAGUGCAGUUAGUCAUCGUUUUUCUAAACCUGACAAUUUUAAGAAAGUAUUGGAAUCUGGAGCAAUUCCUGAUGCAGCAAUGAUACAUGCUGCAAGAAAACGCAGACAAAGAGCAAGAGAAAUGGGUGACUUUAUACCUACUGAAGAAGAAGAACCAGAAGAUAAGGGAAGAUUAUUGAGAGAGGAUGAAAAUGAAGAAAGCGAUGAAGAAAGAAUAGACAUGGACAUAAACUUAGCUUUGAAAGAUCAAGAAAGAAGACGUGAACAAUUUUUAGCAGCUCAAUCUUCAGAUCAUGAAGUAGAUGAAUGGGAAAAUCAACAAAUUAGAAAAGGAGUAACAGGAGCAGCCAUGGAGGCCGCCAGAGAGAUGUUAUAUCCACCAGAGUGUCCAUCUCCCCCAAGAAUAACCACUCAAGUUCCUCUCAUUGAACCUGGUAUACCAAGAACGCCCCAAAUGAUAGCUGAGAAACUAAAAGAACAAUAUGAAAAGGUCCUUCAGUCCAGACAGAAUCAUGAGAUUCAAUUAGAUAAAACAAGAGAAGACAUCCAAGAAGUCAUGAAAGAAAUAGAAGAAUUAAAAUUAAAAGCACCCAAUGCUGCUGACAGGUUCAGAUUCUACCAAGAACUAAGAGGCUAUAUCACGGAUUUAGUAGAAUGCUUAGAUGAAAAAAUUGGUGUCAUUUCUAACUUAGAAACUAGAGCAUUGGAUCUGAUGGCUAGGAAAUCUGACUGGCUGAUAGAGAGGAGACGGCAGGAUGUCCGUGACCAAGCAGAAGAAGCUACAAAUAAGGGUGGUAUGAUGAACAAAGGAAUGGAGAUGGAAGAAAAGCAACGAAGAGCCGCUGAGAGAGAAGGUCGGCGAACUAGGAGAAGAAGGGCUAGAGAAACUACUGGGCAACCUAAACAUGUAGAAGGCAUGUCCAGUGAUGACGAAAUAUCGCAGCAAGAUAUUCUUCUGUUUGAUAAAGAUCGAGAACAGAUUCAGACAGAGCUGCAAGAAGUCUUUGAGGAUGUAGUAGAGGAAUAUUCAUCAACUGCUAGCAUUCUGAUACGGUUUGAGCAGUGGAGGUCAAAUGAUCUUACAGCCUAUUCAGAAGCAUAUGCCUCGUUUUGCCUACCUAAGGCCGUAAGUCCUCUUGUGAGGCUCAAUUUAGUAUUUUGGGACCCUUUGAAUGAAACGAUGGAAUUGGAAAAAUUGGAAUGGUAUAGAACAUUGGCUUUAUAUGGACUGCAUGAUGAUGAGACAGAAGAAACAUUAGCGAAAGAUCCUGACAUUUCUAUGUUGCCAACCAUUAUAGAGAAAAUAAUAGUUCCAAAACUUACACAACUGGUAGAUAGAUGUUGGGACCCUUUGUCUAGUUCACAAACAUUGAGAUUGGUUGGCAUUAUAAGCAGAUACAUAAGGAGAUUUCCAACUCUAGGUCCGGCCAGCAAAUCUCUGCACAACUUAUUUAGCGCAAUUCUACACAAAAUGAAAACCGCUCUGGAGCAUGACGUGUUCAUUCCCAUUACCCCGAAAAUAGCGGACAGCAAAUGUCAAUUUUUCCAACGACAAUUCGCCAGCGGAUUAAAACUUCUAAAAAAUAUAACCAGUUGGCAAGGCAUUCUUAACGAAACCACUCUUAAAGAACUGGCUUUGACGGCUCUACUGGAUCGAUAUUUAUUGAGCGCUUUGAAGUUUUGCGCUCUGGUAGACGCCGUGCAAAAAGUGAGACUAAUAAGUUUAAUUCUUCCGAGGGUGUGGCUGCAGGGCAGUACGCCGGAAUUCAAAAAUUUUACUAACUCGAUUAUGAGCUUGCAUCAGCAAUUGGAUAAAAACAAUCCUCUACAUCUCGAACCGAUUGAGACGGUUACAAGUAUCUUAAAGACUUUAAGGUCGCAAAUAUAGGUUAAGAAAAUUAUGUAUGUACCUUUAAUGAUAUUUAUUA
Messenger RNA from Psylliodes chrysocephalus, 2488 nucleotides. The record is from the annotation of a GenBank genome assembly. NCBI's taxonomy places the organism in Eukaryota, Metazoa, Arthropoda, Insecta, Coleoptera, Chrysomelidae.